This is a messenger RNA of Exserohilum turcica Et28A, 1783 nucleotides long. RefSeq lists its product as uncharacterized. Gene Ontology annotation, biological process: L-threonine biosynthetic process. Gene Ontology annotation, molecular function: threonine synthase activity; pyridoxal phosphate binding. The coding region runs from base 74 to 1714 and encodes 546 amino acids. The transcript is spliced from 3 exons. The record is from RefSeq and is a predicted model, not a curated record. NCBI's taxonomy places the organism in Eukaryota, Fungi, Ascomycota, Dothideomycetes, Pleosporales, Pleosporaceae.
CUUGACACCGUCUUUGAGUCAACACCUUGGUUCCUACUUUUGUACAUUCUGACAGUUGCAUAGACUGAACAACAUGUCCACACAUACAGCAUCGCAACGGUAUCUGAGUACCCGGGGUGGGUCCUACGAUUUCUCCUUUGAAGACGUCGUCCUCAAGGGCCUUGCGGCAGACGGGGGACUGUUUAUACCCGAAGAGAUCCCCGCGCUGCCUGAAGACUGGGCGUCCAAGUGGAAAGACCUCUCGUUCGCAGAUCUCGCCUUUGAAAUCUUCUCCCUCUACAUCUCGCCCUCUGAGAUCCCGUCGGCCGACCUCAAAGACAUCAUCCGCCGCAGUUACUCGACCUUUCGCGCAAAGGAUGUAGUCCCUACCGUUACGCUAGACAAGGAGAAGAACAUCCACCUGCUGGAGCUUUUUCACGGACCUACAUUCGCCUUCAAGGAUGUUGCGCUGCAAUUCCUGGGCAACCUGUUCGAGUACUUUCUCGUGCGCAAGAACCAGGGCAAGACGGGCCGCGAUAGGGAACACCUGACUGUCAUCGGCGCAACAAGUGGUGACACUGGUUCAGCAGCCAUUUACGGUCUGCGCGGAAAGAAGGACGUGUCCGUCUUCAUCAUGCACCCGCACGGCAAAGUCAGCCCGAUCCAGGAAGCGCAGAUGACGACGGUCAUGGACGCCAAUGUGCACAACUUGGCUGUAGAUGGCACAUUUGACGACUGCCAGGACUUUGUCAAAGCCCUCUUUGCCGACCCAGAGAUCAACAAGACGCACCGCCUCGCUGCCGUAAACUCGAUCAACUGGGCGCGCAUCCUUGCGCAAAUUACCUACUUCUUCUACUCGUAUUUUGAUCUCAUCAAGAGCCCGUCCUUCCUCCCAGCCUCGGCUGUCCGCUUCGUCGUGCCCACGGGUAACUUCGGCGAUAUUCUGGCUGGCUUCUUCGCCAAGCGCAUGGGCCUGCUUGCCGAGAAGCUGGUCAUAGCAACCAACGAGAACGACAUUCUACACCGUUUCUGGGAGACUGGCAGGUACGAGAAGCACGCUGUCCACGGAAAAGAGGCCGAGGGCGGUAUUCCAGAGGAUGGUGCCAAGGCGCACGAGGGUGGGGUCAAGGAGACGCUGAGCCCGGCCAUGGACAUUUUGGUCUCUUCAAACUUUGAGCGUCUGCUCUGGUACCUCUCCUACGACGUGUACAGCACAAACUCAGAUGCCGUUGCGCAACGACGGAGCCAAGCAGGCGAGCACGUACGGACUUGGCUCAACGAGCUCAAGACUGCGGGUGGCUUUGCCGUAGACAAGCAGAUUCUGGAAGCAGCCCAGGCCGACUUUUCCUCGUAUCGUGUCAGCGACGACGAGACCAUCAACACCAUUAAAUACGUGUUUGGCGCAGAGGCAUCCAAGAACUACGUGCUCGACCCGCACUCUGCCAUUGGCAUUGCAGCAGCACUUCGCUCGGUAGAAGUAGCCAAGCCCCCAACUACCCAUCACAUUGCGCUGGCGACUGCGCACCCUGCCAAAUUCGCGAAUGCCGUCGAGCUCGCGCUGCCAGAGCAGAAGGAGUACUUCCAAGAAAAGGUACUGCCGGUUGAGUUCAAGGGUCUGGAGGACAAGCCCAGGCGAGUCAGCCAUGUCAAGAAGUCGGAGGGCUGGCAGGGCGUUCGCAGGGUUGUUAUUGCUGAGGUAGAGGCUGAGCGACAGGCGGCUGAGAGAGGUGCAUAGUAGAGUGUAUGGUGUAAGAAAAUACAGGCGUCUUGGAUCUUGAAUCUUGAAUAGACUAGGACUAAAUAC